GGAUUCUAUUGUAAAUUAAAAUUCGUUAAGGGGGUUUCCUUUUGAGUGAGCAUCUUAAUUAAAACCCCUCUCGCUCGGCUUUCGAUCGGGUGUUGUGACUGCCGAAGUUCGCCGGCCGGCGUCUGAGUACUCGUCGCCACCUCGAAAGGGUGGGAAGAGGAGGAGGAGGAGGAGAGGAAGUGGAAUCUGGAUUGAAGCUUUUUGGUAAAGAUAAUCUCAAGGUUCUUUAUUUAUUGGUGAAUAAGAGGACCAUUAAAUACCUUAAUGGAAUCUCUUUCUUCUGCUAUUGCAUAUAAGCCAUCUUUAAAUUCUGGGGAGAUAAUUGACUUGCGGCAGAGACAAACAUUAGCUUCGCAGUUUAAUUGUUCCUUCCCCAAUCAUAAAGUGAUCUUUUGUAAGACAUGCUCGGCUAAUAAUCUAGCUUUGCGAAAUACUUGGAACAGUAUAAAUCUGUUCCAAUGCAGAAGCAAUGCUUCUCAUGUUGAGGGCCCCCAAAUUGAGAAUGACACUGUAAAAGAGCUCAGAAGGAAAAAGCUUGGGAUUUUUGUCUCCGGUGGUGGUUCAAAUUUUCAGGCAAUUCAUGAUGCUUCUAGCAGGGGAUUGAUUCAUGGAGAUGUCUCAGUUUUGGUCACAGAUAAAGCUAGUUGUGGAGGUGCUGAAUAUGCCAGAGAUAAAGGCAUCCCCGUUUUGUUGUUCCCUAGGUCCAAAAAUUGUCCUGAGGGUUUAUCAUCAAUUGAUCUAAUAAAUGCUCUAAGGACAUUUGAAGUUGACUUUCUUCUACUUGCUGGUUACUUGAAACUUAUACCCACUGAACUAGUUCAGGCAUACCCAAAGUGUAUAUUAAAUAUCCAUCCUUCUCUUCUUCCAGCAUUUGGUGGCAAAGGAUUUUAUGGUAUGAAAGUGCAUAGAGCUGUCAUCGCUUCUGGUGCUAGGUUUUCCGGCCCUACAGUCCACUUUGUUGAUGAACAUUAUGACACCGGUCUCAUCCUCGCCCAGAGAGUUGUGCCUGUGCUCGCAAAUGACACUCCUGAGCAAUUAGCUGCAAGGGUCCUUCAUGAGGAGCAUAAUGUUUAUGCAGAAGUAGUUGCUGCAUUGUGUGAGGAUCGUAUUGUAUGGAGAGAUGACGGAGUUCCUCUCAUCAGAAGUAAAGCAAACCCUCAUGAGUAUUACUAAUUGGUGACCGUUUUAUCGUCACCAUCUUGACAAUAACCCUUCUUUAAUGAUUUAAUAAUCUGUUGCAUUAUGUGCAAAAUUUAUUACAUAAUCCACCAACUGUGUUGGUGAAUUUGUGGAUUCUAAAUUUUUAUAUUUAUACAUUCAAAGCAACUUGGAAAAUCACUUCAGUGACCUCAAGAAAGAAACACUAGUGUGUGUGUAUA
This is a messenger RNA of Dioscorea cayenensis subsp. rotundata (Guinea yam), 1379 nucleotides long. Its product is annotated as phosphoribosylglycinamide formyltransferase, chloroplastic-like. Gene Ontology annotation, molecular function: phosphoribosylglycinamide formyltransferase activity. The transcript has 6 exons. Bases 265 to 1173 code for a protein of 302 amino acids. The record is from RefSeq and is a predicted model, not a curated record. Gene Ontology annotation, biological process: 'de novo' IMP biosynthetic process. Lineage: Eukaryota; Viridiplantae; Streptophyta; Magnoliopsida; Dioscoreales; Dioscoreaceae. Gene Ontology annotation, cellular component: chloroplast; cytoplasm.